AUGGCUCAAGGGGAGGUUCUAGUUUUUUUAGAUUCUCACACAGAAGCGAACGUCGGCUGGCUGGAGCCGAUAGUUUGGGAAAUAUACAAAAACAGACGGACCGUCAUUCAACCAGCAAUUGAUACCAUUGACGCCAUGACCUUCGAGUACCGGAAGUACAUGGAGAACAUGCGCGGAGAGAUCCAGUGGAGCCUCGGUUUCACGUUUGCGCCGAUUCCACCAAGAGCUUUACUAGGGAGAACCAGCACUGACCCCAUACUUACUCCUGCUAUCGUUGGUUGUUGUUUUGCCGUGGAUAGAAGGUACUACUUGGAUUUGGGGGGUCUUGAUGAAGGGAUGAAGACUUGGGGAGGAGAGGAUGUGGAGUUCUCCCUACGGGUGUGGUUGUGUGGUGGCAAUAUGAAGAUCCUGGAGUGUUCCCGUGUUGGUCAUAUUUUCAAGUCAGGACAUCCCUUUGCCGUGUCGUAUAAUGAUCUUCUCUACAACGAACAACGUAUUGCGGAACUCUGGCUAGGGGAUUAUAAGAAGAUUUUCUAUGCAGUUCAUGGGGGAAGAGUAACUCACUCCACCGACUUCGGUGACCUGUCCACAAUCAGGGACACUCAACACAAUCUAAACUGUAAUCGUUUCACCUGGUACCUUGAAAACGUCUUUCCAGAACUUGACGUUCCACCUCUGUCAUCUGUAAAAUUCGGCAGUGUUAAAAAUUCGGCAAGUUCUCUGUGUAUCGGAAUAGAUAAUACGUCACCAAAUACUUUUCAUUUGAUUCUGUGCUGGGGGUCCGGAUCUUCUAGCGUAGCUCUUACGAAAAACGGAUUUCUGAAGGCGAGGGGCAAAUGCAUGGGGUCCGAGAACAGGUAUAUUGUGCUGAAGCCGUGCAGCAUCGAUGACCUUGGUCAACAGUGGACCUAUACAGCCAAUCAGCAGCUGGUGUGGCAUGAUGGGAAAAGUUGCAUGAUGCACGUGAGCGACCCUGACCCCGCGACAGGUCACCGUCAGACCAUUAUGUUGAUGCCAUGUGAAAUAAAGAAGGAGCAUGUGGAGUUUACACAAUGGACAUUCACCUACAGCCUCUCGUUUUCUGACAAUAUGUGA
Messenger RNA from Haliotis rufescens (red abalone), 1095 nucleotides. RefSeq names its product polypeptide N-acetylgalactosaminyltransferase 5-like. NCBI's taxonomy places the organism in Eukaryota, Metazoa, Mollusca, Gastropoda, Lepetellida, Haliotidae. The coding region runs from base 1 to 1095 and encodes 364 amino acids. The transcript has a single exon. The record is from RefSeq and is a predicted model, not a curated record. Gene Ontology annotation, cellular component: Golgi apparatus.